UUCCGCCGCGGCUCUUCUUCCUGCUGCGUCCCGGAGCCGUGCGCCCUGGGGCUCUGAACCCCGCGUCCCCGGAGCCGUGCGCCCCGGAGCCACCGCCUCGCGACCCUGCAGUCCCCGCGCACCCCGGCACCAUGGCCGCCCCCGACCUGUCCACCAACCUCCAGGAGGAGGCCACCUGCGCCAUCUGCCUCGACUACUUCACCGACCCGGUGAUGACCGACUGCGGCCACAACUUCUGCCGCGAGUGCAUCCGGCGCUGCUGGGGCCAGCCCGAGGGCCCGUACGCCUGCCCUGAGUGCCGCGAGCUGUCCCCGCAGAGGAACUUGCGGCCCAACCGCCCGCUCGCCAAGAUGGCCGAGAUGGCGCGGCGCCUGCACCCGCCGUCGCCCGUCCCGCAGGGCGUGUGCGCCGCGCACCGCGAGCCGCUGGCCGCCUUCUGCGGGGACGAGCUGCGCCUGCUGUGUGCCGCCUGCGAGCGCUCGGGGGAGCACUGGGCGCACCGCGUGCGGCCGCUGCAGGACGCCGCCGAUGACCUCAAGGUGAAACUGGAGAAGUCCCUGGAGCAUCUUCGCAAACAAAUGGAGGAUGCUCUGCUGUUCCAGGCCCAGGCUGAGGAGACCUGUGCCCUGUGGCAGAAGAUGGUGGAGACCCAGCGACAGAAUGUGCUGACGGAGUUCGAGCGGCUGCGCCGGCUGCUGGCAGAGGAGGAGCAGCGGCUGCUGCAGCGGCUGGAGGAGGAGGAGCUGGAGGUGCUGCCCCCGCUGCGGGAGACAGCGGCCCGGCUGGGGCAGCAGAGCGCCCAGCUGGCUGAGCUCAUUACCGAGCUGGAGGAGCGCUGCCAGCUGCCCGCGCUGGGGCUGCUGCAGGACAUCAGAGAUACCUUGCACAGGGUCCAGGACGUGAAGCUGCAGCCGCCCGAGGUGGUGCCCAUGGAGAUGCGGACGGUAUGCAGGGUCCCAGGGCUGGUGGAGGCCCUGCGGAGGUUCCGAGGGGAUGUGACCCUCGAUCCUGACACUGCCAACCCUGAGCUGCUCCUGUCGGAGGACAGGAGGAGCGUGCGGCGGGGGGACCUGCGGCAGGCCCUGCCUGACAGCCCCCAGCGCUUCGACCCUGGGCCGUGCGUGCUGGGCUGUGAGCCCCUCACCUCGGGCCGGCACUACUGGGAGGUGGAGGUGGGCGAACGGGUCAGCUGGGCCCUGGGCGUCUGCAGGGAGAACGCCAACCGCAAGGAGAAGGGUGAGCUGUUCGCCGGCAACGGCUUCUGGAUCCUGGUGUUCCUGGGCAGCUGCUACACCUCCUCAGAGCGUGCCUUUGCUCCCCUGCGAGACCCGCCCCGCCGCGUGGGCGUCUUUUUGGACUACGAGGCCGGGCAUCUGUCCUUCUACAGUGCCACUGAUGGCUCACUGCUGUAUGCCUUCCCCGAGACACCAUUCUCAGGGACUUUGCGGGCACUUUUCUCCCCUUUGUCCAGCAGCCUGACCCCUAUGACCAUCUGCAGGCUGAAAGGUGGGCCUGGCGAUGUGCUGGCUCCCCAUUGAACGGGCCUGGCACUGGGUCUUGGAGCCCCUUGGAAAACCUGGGCCAAGGGUGUGUGUCCUCAGGGCCCCAGGAAGCAGGCAUAGUGCUUCUGGGGUGUACAUAGCAAAACCAAACUCUGUUACCAUCACUCCUCGGAAGCUCUGUGCAGGGCUGGCUAUGUCCUCUACCGGGGGGACUCUCCAGGCCUUCAUGUGUCAAAACCUCAUUCCCCAGCAUAUAGCUGCCCCGAGCCAGGGUCUGAGGUGCAGCACCUGCUGAACUUCCUCGGUCUACAGCCUGAGCUGCCAAUGGUCCUGGGCUGAGCUUCAAGAAAGCUGCCUUCUGGAAGUGUGAACUUGCCAGAACUUGCCAGCCUUUCUGGGGUCUGGCCUUCAAACAGGGCUGGAUGUGGUUCCCUGGGAUUAAUUUGGUGCAGUGGGGUCCUCAGGAGAGGCGAGGUGGGAAUGGCCAGAGGAAGGGAGCUGGGUGUAGAGCUGAUCAGUCAAGAGGCUAGGUAAGCAAGAUGUAUGGUCCCCUAAGUGCAGUCCACACAGGGCUUCUGGCAGAUGAUCUCAGCCUGUCUGAAUCUCCCCUCUUUUGCAGAGGUGGAGCUGGCCAGGUCAGUGGGCCUGGAGAUGAGCAUAUGCUUAGAAAUCACUCCUGUGAGCUCACAGCUUCCAUCUGAACAGCACUGAGAAAGAGAGCUGGUGUUGCCUCACAAACACUUUGGGGGCCUGGGGGGCUGUCCCAAGCCCAGAAGCCAGAGUCCCCAGCCCCUGGUUGCUCAUGCCUUUCCUGGGGGAGGAGGCAAGGCUGCAGGGGGCCUCCUAUUUAGUCUUGAAUUCAUUUUUGCUUUAAGUAUUGGCACUUCUCUGCCCUUGUUGAGAAAGUGUGGUGUGGCGUCUCUGCACCCUCCACUUUUAUUUAUUGUAAGGACUGUUCUCAGAGUAAAUAAACUAGCCUUUAUCUCUAA
Messenger RNA from Manis pentadactyla (Chinese pangolin), 2491 nucleotides. It is a transcript of the gene TRIM11, whose product is annotated as tripartite motif containing 11. The record is from RefSeq and is a predicted model, not a curated record. Lineage: Eukaryota; Metazoa; Chordata; Mammalia; Pholidota; Manidae. Gene Ontology annotation, molecular function: zinc ion binding; protein binding. The coding region runs from base 132 to 1538 and encodes 468 amino acids. The transcript is spliced from 6 exons.